CAAUUAUCUUAAUCUAAAAUCUUAAUCUAAUCUCCAUCUCCCUCUGCCUCAGCUCGCACACAUGCUGCUCGCAUUCCCCGCAGCUUUCGCUUUUGUCGAGUUCCCAGCCUUUUCAAGCGCACACUUUUCCCUGCAACUUUUCUCUACCACUUUCUCGCACUUCCCCUCCAACCAAACACUCCCCAAAACCCAAAACCUCUCUCUCUCUCUCUCUCCCCUGCUUCACUCCAGACAAAGAAAGCUCGCAUUUUUCUUCCUCACCCUCUGAGAAAGUCCCUCGCUUUCUCGGCCAUUUUCCCGCAUUUUCCCGUCGCUUUCCUUCGUUUUCUUUGCGUUCCCACAAAAGCAUGGCUCCCCUCCUUCUUGUCUACUCCCUCCUCUUCUUCCUCCUCCCGCGUUCCCUCGCCGUGCCCGCUCCCGAGCUCGCCGCCCUCAUGGCCAUGAAGUCGUCCCUCGACCCGGAGGGCCGGGUCCUGACCUCUUGGGCCCUCGGCGCGGACCCGUGCGGCGGAGGGUCGUUCGAGGGCGUGGCGUGCGGGAUGGGCCGCGUGACGAACGUCUCGCUGCAGGGGAAGGGGCUGACCGGGAGGCUGCCGGCCGCGGUCGGCGGGCUCCGGAGCUUGACGGGCCUGUACUUGCAUUUCAACGCGUUGAGUGGAGAGAUACCGAAGGAGAUUGGGGAGCUGAGCUCGCUCAGCGACCUGUAUCUCAACGUCAACAACCUCUCCGGGGAGAUUCCUCCCGAGAUUGGCAACUUGUCAAACCUUCAAGUUCUGCAGCUGUGUUACAACAAAUUGGAGGGGAGUCUGCCAACCCAGCUGGGAUCUAUGAAGAAGCUUAGUGUACUCGCAUUUCAAUAUAACCAACUAGCUGGUGCAAUUCCUGCGACCUUGGGGGAUUUGGAGAAUUUAACGAGGUUGGACAUGAGCUUCAACAAUCUUUUCGGUUCCAUUCCCACUAGAUUGGCUGAUGUUCCCCUGCUUGAGUUUUUGGACAUCAGAAACAAUAGCCUUUCGGGCAAUGUAUCUCCAGCUUUGAAGAGGCUCAAUGCUGGCUUCCGAUAUGAGAACAACUACGGACUGUGUGGAAAUGGUUUUCCCGACUUGGAAAUCUGUGGUUCGCCCGACCUUAUAAAUCCAAACAGACCUGAAGCUUUCGGACCAAAAAACCAUUCUACUAAAGACAUUCCGGAGUCUGCUAAAGUACCGUCAAAUUGCAGUGAAGCUCGCUGUUCUAAUCCUUCCAAAAGCCCGCAAGCCAGUUUAGUUGUUGGGGUGAUUGGAACUAUUGUUGCAUUAACAGUGAUUGGACUUUUUGCUUUCUCUGCUUACCGUCGCCGGAAGCAGAAAAUUGGUAGUACUUUCGACACAUCGGAUAGCCGUCUUAGUACUGAUCAGGUGAAGGAGGUUUACAGAAGAAGUGCCUCUCCUCUAAUCAACUUGGAGUAUUCCAGUGGAUGGGACCCACUGGCUAAAGGCGGAACUGGUUUCUCUCAAGAAGUAUUCGAGAGCUUUAUGUUCAACUUGGAAGAUGUGGAACGUGCGACUCACUGCUUCUCCGAGACGAACUUACUGGGGAAGAGUAAUUUCUCUGCCACUUAUAAGGGGAUACUGAGAGAUGGGUCGGUUGUCGCUGUGAAGUGCAUUGCCAAGACAAGUUGCCGGACUGAUGAAGCCGAGUUUCUCAAGGGCCUGAAGCUACUAACGUCGCUGAAGCACACAAAUCUAGUUAGGUUAAGGGGCUUUUGCUGUUCAAAAGGAAGAGGUGAAUGUUUCCUGAUCUAUGAAUUUGUUGCAAAUGGAAACUUACUUCAAUAUCUCGAUGUGAACAAAGGAAGCGACAAAGUGCUUGAAUGGUCCACGAGGGUUUCCAUCAUCAAUGGCAUAGCUGAAGGCAUCAAAUACAUACAUGCGAAUAAAGGGAAAAAGCCUGCUAUUGUUCACCAGAACAUAUGCGCGGAGAAAGUCCUUAUUGACCACUGGAACAAUCCCUUGCUAUCUGAUUCCGGCCUUCAUAAACUUCUUGCGGAUGACAUCGUGUUCUCAACGCUUAAAGCCAGUGCUGCCAUGGGAUAUCUUGCUCCUGAGUACACCACCACCGGUCGCUUCACUGAAAAGAGCGAUGUGUACGCAUUCGGCAAACUUGUCCUCCAAAUCAUCAUUGGUAAGCGCAACAUCACCCCUGGCAUGUGGCAAGGAGCGGAAAACUGUAAGUUUGAAGACUUCAUGGAUCCGAAUCUCGAGGGCAAUUUUUCAGAACGUGAGGCAGCCAAACUAGUGGCUAUUGCUUUGCGUUGUAUCCAGGAAUCUCCAUUCUGCAGACCAUCAAUGGAGAAUGUCGUUCAAGAAUUGAGUAGAUUGAGUUGAAGAUCUUGACUUCUAGAUAGGAUUAAUUCUUGUCUCACUUUUUCCAAUGAUUAGAGGCAAGCUAAGUUCCAUUUCUUACUCCUCUCCCUAAAUGAUGAAGCUGUAGGUGACUUGUAUGUAUGCCAUUCCGCACUGUACUUUAAUUAGUCAUCUCUUUUACUGUGGCUUGUGUACUAAUGUGUUGUAAGAUGAAGGACCUUAAGAUGCAAUCAUUAGAGAAUUAGGCCUUUGUUUAA
Messenger RNA from Eucalyptus grandis, 2602 nucleotides. RefSeq names its product LRR receptor-like serine/threonine-protein kinase GSO1. Gene Ontology annotation, molecular function: ATP binding; protein kinase activity; protein binding. Lineage: Eukaryota; Viridiplantae; Streptophyta; Magnoliopsida; Myrtales; Myrtaceae. Gene Ontology annotation, biological process: protein phosphorylation. The record is from RefSeq and is a predicted model, not a curated record.